Molecule: messenger RNA, 7275 nt
Organism: Musca domestica (house fly)
Lineage: Eukaryota; Metazoa; Arthropoda; Insecta; Diptera; Muscidae
Product: probable serine/threonine-protein kinase DDB_G0282963
Exons: 11
Coding region: 757-6534 (1925 amino acids)
Cellular component (GO): nucleus
Molecular function (GO): histone methyltransferase activity; zinc ion binding; p53 binding
Source: RefSeq, a predicted model, not a curated record
AUGUCUGUCCAGACUUAUUUUUAUUGACCAUUUGCUGUUGUUUGGAACGCCUUUAAAUAAGUUCGGCGAAAAACAGAGAAUGAGCUACAUAGAACUAUGUUUUCUGUUUAGUUUAGUGAGUGAGAGCAGCAAUUUGUAGCACACAGUAAAAGGGGAACGUGAAAAUUUCAAUUUAAACACAAAAACAAUGCUUGAAAAUAACAAAAUUUACUCUAAAUCAAAUGUGUAAUGGAUAUUUUAUAAAAUAAAUACAUUAUAAUGUCGAUGCCAGUGGUUUUUGGGAGUUUAUUUGUUGUUACAAACUCUCAAAUCGUGGUGCUCCUCCAAAAAACCAAAUCUUAAUGAGAACAAAAACAAAACCAACAACAACACAAAGACAGCAGCAGCAGCAGCAGCAGAGCAACUACAUAGAGAUAUAAAAAGAUUUUUUGUGUUGUGUUUUGUGAUUUUUAUGUGUUAAAAAAAGAAGCAAUAACAUUAAGGAAUAAAAAUGCAAAUAAUUAAUUGAUGAAAUUAAAAUAAUGAGAAAACACAAAACAAUGUGAAAAAUUAUGAAGUAAUUAAAUGUACUAUUAAAAAUAAAUAAUAAAGAAAAUUAUAAAAAGAAAAAAGCUGGACAAGACCAAACGGUAAAGAAGUGACGUCAAAACAGAUUUUUUCUUUCAUCAAAAACCAUUAGCCAGCCAGCUAGAGCAGCGACUCUUAAUAAUUGAAAAAAAAAAUUUUGCUUGAAAAAAUCAAGAAAACUGCCCCAAAAUGACGGACUGUUUAGAUAGCUUAUUCAGCAGUAUGGCCAAUACUUUCAAUAGUGAAGUGGAUCUGGAUAAUGCCGAAGUAAAUUUAACGGAAGAUAAAACAUUAAAGUGGCGUAAUUUGUCCAAAAAUCAAUUUGCCUCAAAAGAUAAAGAUAAGAAAAGCAUUGGGGGAAAAACAACGCCAACAGUAGCCGCUGGGGCUACGGUGGCGAUAACGACAGAGACGGAUAGUCAAAGCGCCAAUGGCAACAACAGCAGCUCAGUAACACUUAGUCCCAAAAAAGAAGAGGUAAAAACCGAACAAGAGGAGGAAGUGCAGGAGGUAAAACCCAGCCAGAGCCCCAGCAGCACGUCACAUGCAGAACAACAUGUUAUCGUCGAUAAGAAAAAAGAAAUUGCGACAAAUUUAGAAAAUAAUAAUAGACAAAAUCAAACAGGAAAUUGUAAUGUUCCAGUUAACGAAACAGCAACAGCAAAGUCCGAACAACAAUUAUUGGAUAUUAACAACGUUAAUAUGACCAAUAAGAAAGUCCAGAAAAAAAGCACUAGCGGCGAAAAUCAUCAAGGUCAGCCAGUUUUGUUAGCAAGCAGCUGCAGCAGCUCUACUGUUGCUAACACCAACACACAGACGGCGGAGACAGUGAACCGAGAAUUGGCCAAAGAUAAUGGUUCGAAUGUAAGCAGCAUAAAAGCGGAAGAAGAAAAUAAUCAGUCAAAUAAUAACGGCAACAUAAAUGGUGAAACACCCACAACAGCAUCGAAACCAGAGACGCCAACGUCCUCAUCUCCAUUAACUGUGGUGGCUGCUGCCAAUUCAGAUCGACAACAAGUUGUUGCAGUUACAAUAAAAUCUAAUGGCAAUUCAUCGGGCCAUCGCCAACAUCAACAUCUUACAAACAAAACGGAAGGCAAAGAUAAUCAUGAUAGUGGAAAUCUUCUUUUGCUCAAUCAAAACAAAGAUGUUGAGGUGAGCACCAAAACACCAACAACAACAGCGGCAGUGUCGUCGACGCCGUUAUUUGUGGCUGAUAAUAGAGAGCAGAGAGUAACACCAGCUCCACCACAACAAGAGAGCACCAAAACACAUGAUGGUGACAGCUCUGCCGCGCCAAUCUCAGAGAAAGAAACAACACAUACUGUGGGCAACAAUAACAACAACAACGCCGUUGAUGUUAAUGAUAAUAAUAAGAAUAAAACCAAAAACAACAACAACAACAAUGCAAAAGCAAAUCAAAAUCAAUCAGAAAUGAAAAAUCAAAAUGCUGCAAUUUCUUCUUCUUCCGUAAAUUGUAAUAAAAACAAAUUAAAACCCAUUGAAAAAGAAGUGUCGGAGAUGGAGGACAGCAAAAAGAGAGUGGCGGCAGAGGUGUCAGAUAUAAAUAAUGAUGAUAAAAUUAACACCCCCAACCAGUCAGAAGCAGAAAAAGAAGGGUGUUCUUUGGCAAAUGAAAGUUCAAAUGGGGGUGGCGGUGGUACUGGUGGUGGUCAUGGAGGUGAGGCUAAUAGUAAAAGUGAACCAGAAACGGCGGCCGGUGGCGUUGCUACAGCGGCAAAAGUCAACUGCACAGCUGCUGGUGCUGCUGCGACAGCGGCUAAUGACAGCGUUGACAGCACGGGGGAUGUUAAAGGUGCAAAAACUGAGCCUGCCAUUGAAACAGAUGUCACAAUGAUCAAUUUGGAAAUUCCAACCAAUAUCAAUGAUGCCAGCAUUUCCCAAGCUAGUCCAAAUCCUGGGCAAGCAGAGAAAGAACAAACCGAAAAACCCAAUGCAAAUCAAACGCAAAACAAACGUGGACGUGGUCGUAGUAAGAAAUCAUUGAACACAGAGAAUGAAGGACUAACAGCAACAACAGCAACAAACACACCAGCAGGAGAAACUAACACUGCGGCGAGUAGUGAACAACACAAUUCACCAAAUUCAAAUGAACGCAAGGCGCCAGGACGAAAACGUAAACAAUUAGAUGAAGAGGUCACGGAAGGAAAUACCAAUAAACAUGAUGAUGAUGAGGGUAAACGUAUGAGACGUAGUGAGAGAUUGUGUAAUCGUUUGGAUGGUUUUAAGAUUUUGGAUGAAGAAGUCUCCCAUGGCCAUGGCGGCGGACAUCAUGCGGAUGAUUCGCCAACCCGCAAGGCUCUACGCAUACAAAUUGAUGAAAAAACACCACCCAAAAAACGUGGACGCAAAGCAAAAAUACAACUUGAGGCUGAAAAGCAUUCCGAGGAACAAAUAUCCCCCACUGGGGCUGGCGGUAGCAGUAGGCGCCACGGCAACUCAGCCAAUGAUGCUUCAGUUGUGCUACCAAAACGUUCACAGCGGCGCAUAAAGCCCACAACAAAAAUACUCGAAAAUGAUGAGCUACGCUAUGAAUUCGAAACCAAGAAUAUUGUUCGCAUGACAGCCCAAAAUUGGGAAAGCUUGGAACAAACAGAUACCACACCCACCCAUCAAAUUGUACAAAAUUCCACAACUGGUUCAAAAAUGAAAAGUGAAAAAUCCGAAGAUAGUAGUUCUCAACAGCAUCCCAGUGGUUCAAGUGCCAUAAAGAAGAAACUUUUCCCCAAGUCACGCAAAGAAAUGGAACAAUUGCGAAAACCCUGCCCGGACAUAGAUAAAUUCUUGCAUGAAAUAAAAACAUCCAAAUGGAAUGUCAAUCGUUCUCCGGAAGAUAAAAAGCUAAGCAAGAAACAGCAACGGAAACUGGCCAAACAAAAGGAGAAACAUUUUGAAAAAUUGGGACUACGACGUAAUGGCAGCGAUGAGAUUAGUGACAAUGAUAGUCUAAGUGAUAAUGAGGAAUUUGUUCCCACCAAACGAGUGCAGGUGGGAAAGCCCAGUGUUACAUUGAGGGUGCGCAAAGAAUCUACACCACCACAGCCGCAUGUCGGUACACAGCCAACCACAAAACCGGUAAAUACAUCCUCUUCCUCGACAACAUCCAAUACACGGCGAAAUCAAGCGACAAAACCAAAACAAACUUCGAGUGAAAAGUCGUUGGAAUUGGAUGCAAAACAGCUGAGGAAUUUGAAUGCCACAGUGACAAGUCAGGCCACCAGUUCCAAUGCCAAGAACAGUAAUUUGAUUUGUCUCUGCCAGGCUACUUCCAAAUACUAUACACCCAAAACUCCUGAGACUCAAUAUUGCUGUGCCAUUGAUAAUAUUGAUGACUUGAAAGUGGGUUGUUCCAAUCAACUCACUGGAGAAAUACUCAAUCUGUUUCGUCCCAGUCAGAGGGUGGGCUAUUUGGUAUUGUGUGAUGAUCACAAGAGACGCUUGCAGACGCACAAUUCAUGUGCAGAAUGUGGUAUCUUUUGUACUCAGGGUGAAUUUGUCUUGUGUAAAAAUCAUCACUUUUUCCAUGCCUCCUGUGCCCAGCGCAUUGUACUCAGUUCAAAAUACGAUCCUCAACAACCUGCCUCGCGAAAUGCUAGUCGUACAUUGGUCUUAAAAUGUCCCCACUGUGGUCUGGACACAGCCGAAAAGACCACAACCAUAACCAUGAAAAGUCAUACAGUGCCAAUAUUUUCAUCUUCACAGAGACCCUUGGUGGCACCGGUAGCAAGCAAUACCAAUAACACUGGUGGUGGUAAAGGCAAUAAUAAAAACAAAAAUCCCACAAAAUGUUUUACGGAGGCGCCUGGCUUCAAACCCAAUACCAAAAUUAACUAUGAACAACUUAUACCGGAAUCGGUUAUGAAUGUUGUUGCUGCCCGGGGUCGAGAUCGAAGUACCACUGUAAAUGAGUUUACAACCAAAGAUAUGUAUUAUGCAGUCAAAAAUGAUGAUCUAGAAAGGGUGGCGGAAAUUUUGGUUUCCAAAUAUGAUAUCAGCAGCUGUAUGCGUGAAUGUUGCAUGGGCACCUGUUUGCAUUUAGUUGCCACCUUUGGCACCCUUCAAAUGGCCUAUCUGCUGCUCUGCAAAGGCAUUGGCAGCGAUUUUAUCAAUAAAAUGGAUCAAGAAAUGCGCACAGCUGUUAUGUGUGCCGUCAAUGAAGGCAAAUAUGAUAUUGUCAAUUUGUUUAUACAACAUCGUGCCGAUUUGGCCAUAAGGGGUCCUGAUGGCCAUACAGUCCUGCACAUUGCUGCCCGUACAGGAAAUUUGGAGAUAGUACAAUUAAUCGUCUAUAGCUAUAAGGCCAGUAAGAAUAUAUCACAAUUUUUAAGUUUUAUUAAUGCCCAGGAUGAUGGCGGCUGGACUGCCAUGGUGUGGGCUGCUGAAUUGGGUCAUACGGAUAUUGUGAGCCUACUUUUGCAACAAGGUGCUGAUCCCAAUAUCUGUGAUAAUGACAAUAAUACGGUUUUACAUUGGGCUGCCCUACACAAUAACGAUUUGGAUACCAUAUCAGUAUUAUUGCAAACUGGUAUCAAUUGUAAUAUACAAAAUGUUGAAGGUGAAACGCCGCUCCACAUUGCUUGCCGUCAUUCUAGUAAAAAUCUAAGUUUACUUUUAAUUUUCAAUGGUGCCGAUCUAAUGUUAAAGAAUCGUGCCGAUGAGCUACCCUAUAAUUGUAUACCAAAUGAAAAUUCCGAUUGUGCCCGCCAUGUGGGCUUUCAAAUGCGUAUGCAUGCCUUACAUCGCCGCCGUUCCCACAUUGUUUGUGGUGAUAUAUCGAAUGGUCGUGAGCUGUGUCCCAUACAGGCGCUGCGUAAUGAAAAUAAUGUAAUGCCAGUCGAUGAAUCUGAUCAAAUAAUGUUACCAGAUUUUCGCUACAUCACCGAUACAAUAAUUUUACAAAAUUCAAUACAAAUCGAUCGUAGAGUUUCGCAAAUGCGCAUAUGUACAUGUUUGGAUGGUUGCAUUACGGAUGGCUGCCAGUGCACUGGUGCUUCUGGCCAAAGUUGGUAUACCGCUGAGGGUCGUUUAAGUGUGGAUUUCAACUUCGAAGAUCCAGCAAUAAUAUUUGAGUGCAAUGAUGUCUGUGGCUGCAAUAAGCGUUUCUGCAAGAACCGUGUUGUACAAAAUGGAAUUACCAUACCCCUGCAAGUUAUGGAGUGUGAAGAGACCUUCAAAGGUUGGGGUGUGCGCAGUAUGGUACACAUACCCAAGGGUACAUUUGUGGCCACCUACAGUGGAGAAAUUCUAAGCGAUCAUGAGGCCGAUCGUCGCAUGGAUGAUAGUUACUUUUUCGAUUUGGGCAAUAAUCAUUGCAUUGAUGCCAAUUAUUAUGGCAAUGUCAGUCGUUUCUUUAAUCAUUCGUGUGAGGCAAAUAUUAUACCGGUGAGGGUUUUCUAUGAACACCAGGAUUAUCGUUUUCCAAAGAUUGCCUUUUUCACAUGUCGGGAAGUGGAGGCCGGAGAGGAGUUGUGUUUUGAUUAUGGUGACAAAUUUUGGUUGGUGAAAAAUCGUUAUUUCUCCUGCAAAUGUAAAAGUUCGAAUUGUCGUUAUGCCAAUCUGCCACAUUUAGUAAAUGGUGCAGCAACAGCAGUCAUUGAGGUAGAUGACGACGACGAUGAGGAGGAUGAUAUAACCGAUACGACCUCAGCAACGACCUCAACCUUAAAUCAAACACAAAAUAUGGUUGCCACUACCACAAGUGCAGCGGGCCACAGCAGUGUGACAGCAACAAAUCUUAUACCAGCCGCAGCUGCCCAGCUUGUACAAAAUUUGGAAGAUGUUUCCAUAAUUAGUGUAAGUCCUCAGGUUACCUUAACUCCCAUAAAUCACCAUAACAACAACAAUAACGCCACAACAAUUACAACCACUAAUUCUUUGAGUGUUAAUCAACAUGACAGUGCUGGAGCAGCAGCAGGAGGAGGAGUCUCAGUUGGGAAUCAUCCCUAGCUUGGGGAUUUGCCCAAUUAUUCAAUUAUUAUUUUAUAUGACACUUAAGUUACAAGGGGUUUCCUUUACAACUACUUAUACAUAUUGUUAAUAACUACCAGACACACACACAACCAUAGACAUAGGACACAAUCACUAUGACACUUAACAAGAAAUUAUGUUAAUUCUAUUAUUAUUUUUCCUCUUUUUGGUAAUUUUAAUAAGCAUUUGUAUACAAUGAAUGAAUGAUUGCUUUGAGUGUUGAAAUUAACCAAAAAAAUCGAUUCCUUACAAAAACAGAAAUUUGAAAAUUAAAAUUUACAAAUAUUUUGUGGUUCCUGGUCAUAUUUAGAUCUACAACAAAAAAAAAACACACACCCACACACAACUUUCAAAGCAAUUCGUUUACUUUUGUCUUCUUGCAGAACAGAAUGUAAGGCUUAAAGUUAACUUUAAAGAAAACAAAUAUCCUAUUUAUAAUACAUAUGUCGUCUCUAACAUUUAACAUUUAAGGAAUAUAGCUUUUAAGUCAUUGUAAUGAAGUUAUUUCUUUUUUUUUAGUUCUUAAGUUAAGUUCCUUCUUUUUAUUGUGCCCUUUUUAGUUUAUUAUUAUUUCUUUUUUUAUUUAUUUUUAUAGAAAUUUAUAUUUUCAAAAAUAUGAAUUUACAAUAGCCAAACGUAAUAUAAUUUCAGAUUGUUAGAUAAGGACUGUACAUUCAAAUAAAAAGGAUCACAAAUCGGACAGCACUUGUUUGGAGAAAA